Molecule: messenger RNA, 1903 nt
Organism: Dacryopinax primogenitus
Lineage: Eukaryota; Fungi; Basidiomycota; Dacrymycetes; Dacrymycetales; Dacrymycetaceae
Product: catalase
Exons: 6
Coding region: 56-1711 (551 amino acids)
Biological process (GO): hydrogen peroxide catabolic process; response to hydrogen peroxide
Cellular component (GO): peroxisome; cytoplasm; mitochondrion
Molecular function (GO): heme binding; catalase activity
Source: RefSeq, a predicted model, not a curated record
CUUAUUCCUCGGAGUUACCGAUCGUGUGCUCUGGUGCUUCCUUAGCCCCAGCCCCAUGACCUCCUUAAGAGCAGCCAGCAGCCGUGUCGCGUUUGUUCAACGUACCCGCUUUCCUCUGGCCCGCCGCACAUUGACCUCCUACACAACAAGAAACAUGCCUUCUCAGCAAGUCUUCAACACUAAGGAUGGUGCUACCUACACCACCAGCAAUGGUGCGCCCGUACAGGAGCCAUAUGCUGCUGGACGUGUUGGUACUUUUGGUCCUCUGGCGAUUCAGGACUUCCAUCACAUCGAUCUCCUCUCUCACUUCGAUCGUGAGCGUAUUCCGGAGCGUGUCGUCCACGCUAAGGGUGCUGGCGCCCACGGCUACUUCGAGGUGACUCACGAUGUCACGGACAUCUGUAUGGCGGACCUUUUCUCCAAGGUUGGCAACAAGGCCAAUCUGACCAUGCGUUUCUCCACUGUCGGCGGUGAGUCUGGCUCCGCGGAUACUGCUCGUGACCCCCGUGGGUUCGCGAUCAAGCUCCGGACCCAGCAAGGCAACUGGGAUUGGGUCUUCAACAACACUCCGGUCUUCUUCAUCCGUGAUCCGGCAAAGUUCCCCCACUUCAUCCACACCCAGAAGCGCGACCCACAAACGCAUCUGAAAGAUGUAGACAUGUUCUGGGACUACCUUUCGCAGAACCCGGAGUCCGCUCAUCAGGUUCUGAUCCUUUUCUCUGACCGCGGUACUCCCGAUGGUUUCGCACACCAGCACGGCUACUCAGGUCACACGUACAAGUGGGUGAACGCCAAGGGCGAGUUCGUCUAUGUCCAGAUUCACGUUAUCGCCGAUAAGGGAUUCAAGACCCUCAACAACGAGCAGGCUGGCCAGCUCGCUGGUGACAACCCGGACUACGGCACACAGGAGCUUUUCGAAAUGAUUGAGAAGGGUGACUACCCCAGCUGGACUGUGUCUGUGCAAACCAUGACCGCAGAGCAGGCUGAGAAGUUCCGCUACAGCGUACUGGACCUGACCAAGAUCUGGCCUCAUUCUGACUACCCCCUCCGCCCCGUCGGCAAGAUUGUCCUGAAUGAGAACCCCCAGAACUACUUCGCCGAGAUUGAGCAAGUUGCCUUCUCACCCUCCCACAUGGUUCCCGGUGCCGAGCCCUCUGCCGACCCUGUGCUCCAGUCCCGUCUCUACUCCUACCCGGAUACCCACCGCCAUCGUCUCGGUACCAACUACCAGCAGCUGCCUGUGAAUGCCCCCGUUUGCCCCGUGGCCAACUUCCAGCGUGAUGGUGCCAUGGCGUUCAACAACCAGGGCUCCCGCCCCAAUUACCAGAGCUCCAUCCAGCCAUUGACGUACAAGAAGAGCGCGUACACGACCGCCUCGCACGAACAGUUCCUCGGUGCAAGCAUUUUGGAUCUGAGCUUCAUGACUGAGCUCGACUGGGAGCAGCCACGUGCUUUGUACCAGAAGGUCAUGAACGACAAGGAACGUGCCGCUACUAUCCACAACCUGUCCGUGCACAUGAAGAACAUCAAGUCAAAGGUCGUCCUCGAGCGUCAGCUCUCCGUGUGGGCUGCGAUCGACCAGUCACUCGCUGAUGGCAUUUCCAAGACCCUUGGUGUUCCGACCGUUGCGCCUAUGAAGGUCGCACCUGCCUCUGCUGCCCUUCGUUAUCAGGCUUACGCGGGGAAGAGCGCCAAAGGCCUUCCCAACUAGAAGGACCACAGGAGUUCAUUGAUUGUCCGCUCCGGCCGUCGCAUUCUGUGUGUUUGCCCCACAGGUGGGUGCGGGCGUGGCGAAGAGCAGGGAAAGCGCAAAGGAUGAAGUUUCUCACCACUUCUUCACCUCACAUGUACGGUCCAUAUGAGAAACUUCAAGCAUAUUAACACCACUUCUCGCGCGUGAAGC